UGGGCGGGGAUAAGUCGGCCCAGCUCCGGAAGCUGCUGCUGCCCACCCCACUGACGUGUCGGGGCAGCGAGACGUGUCGCGAAGAGUCGCGGUGGAACUUACCUACGGUGUACAGAUCUGGCGCUUUACGCUGCUAGGCACUGCUGAGCUGGGAGAUGUCGGCUGCGGGCAGGGCGGAGCCCUUGGGUCCUCCCGGCAGUUUUGCGAAGCGGCUCCUGGUGACCGGGGGUGCUGGUUUCAUCGCAUCACAUGUGAUUGUCUCUUUAGUACAAGAUUAUCCGAACUAUAUGAUCAUAAAUCUAGACAAGCUGGAUUACUGUGCAAGCUUGAAGAAUCUUGAAACCAUUUCUAACAAACAAAACUACAAAUUUAUACAGGGUGACAUAUGUAAUUCUCACUUUGUGAAACUGCUUUUUGAAACAGAGAAAAUAGAUAUAGUGCUACAUUUUGCUGCGCAAACACAUGUAGAUCUUUCAUUUGUACGUGCCUUUGAGUUUACAUAUGUUAAUGUCUAUGGCACUCAUGUUUUGGUAAGUGCUGCUCAUGAAGCCAGAGUGGAGAAAUUUAUUUACGUUAGCACAGAUGAAGUGUAUGGAGGCAGUCUUGAUAAGGAAUUUGACGAAUCUUCACCCAAACAACCUACAAAUCCAUAUGCAUCAUCUAAAGCAGCUGCUGAGUGUUUUGUACAGUCUUACUGGGAACGAUAUAAAUUUCCAGCUGUCAUCACACGAAGCAGUAAUGUUUACGGACCACAUCAAUAUCCAGAAAAGGUUAUUCCAAAAUUUAUAUCUUUACUACAACACAACAGGAAAUGCUGCAUUCAUGGAUCAGGGCUUCAAACGAGAAAUUUCCUUUAUGCUACCGAUGUAGUAGAAGCAUUUCUCACUGUCCUCAAGAAGGGGAAACCAGGUGAAAUUUAUAACAUCGGAACCAAUUUUGAAAUGUCAGUUCUCCAGCUUGCCAAAGAACUAAUACAACUGAUCAAAGAGACCAAUUCAGAGUCUGAAAUGGAAAACUGGGUGGAUUAUGUUAAUGAUAGACCUACCAAUGACAUGAGAUAUCCAAUGAAGUCAGAAAAAAUACAUGGUUUAGGAUGGAGACCCAAAGUGCCUUGGAAAGAAGGAAUAAAAAAGACAAUUGACUGGUACAGAGAGAAUUUUCACAACUGGAAGAAUGCAGAAAAGGCAUUGGAACCCUUUCCAGUACAACCACCGUUUGUAUAGUCAAGACAGUUUUCAGAGAAAGAAGAAAAUUAUCCUACCUCCACAAGCCAUGGGAAACCAAGUGACCAAAAGGUGUCCUCUUUUCUUUUGGAAUUAGAUUCAUGACUUUUUGCAUAAAAUUCAAAUGUAAAACACCUCAAUCUUUAGAAUAGGUUUGGUGCUGGCAUAGGAUUUAAAUUUCAAGAUUCUUUCCAAAAAGCUUUCUCCUGAAAGUUAGGCACCAGAAGUCCUAGAAAGACCUUUCGUAGGAAGGGGCCAGGAAAAUGGAAUCUCAUGGUUCUGAGAACAAGGACCGAGCCCAGUUCUGCGCUGACGACAGCCUUCGCGGGCCCUGAACUCAGUUGCCCAACCUUCCCCACUGCCUACAAAGUCUCUCAAGUUUCCAUUUUUAGGCAACAUAGGAUGAGCUGUCUGUCCUCAUUCAUCUUUUUUAUUAAAGGUCUGAUAUGCUAUAUAAUUGCUUUAAAAGUGGAACAAUGGAAGCAUAUCUAGCACUUUUUAACUUUAGAUAAUUUUGUAAAAUUAAGUUAAAUGUUUUUUAAAAGAAGGAUGUAGUUUUUACAUUUUCAAAAUCAGUUGUUGGACUAUAUAUGAGUAAUCUCAUAGGAGAGAUUUUUAUCAUGUAUUUGCCAUUUAAAAUGAUUUUAUUUAUAAAAGUAUCACUAUUGUAACGUAUUUAAUGUAGAAUGUGGCUUUAUUUUUACUAAGGUAUGUUUUUAUUUUGCUGUAGAAAAAAAUUUUAAAUAUCUUGAUUAAAUACUUUUAAUUCCUCUCUCUCCUAAAGACUUUAAGAUGGCUUGAAAAAGCAGCUGACUGGAUAUUGCAUUGAGAAAGGGUGAGGAGUUCAAGGUUGUGCCCAGCUUUCUGGCUUCCGUGCAUGUGUGAUGACUUCUUUCCUCCGUGAGGUGGAAAGCUAGGUCAUUCACUCACAGGUGGUUAAAAGUAAGAGGGGUAAGGGUGGAGUAAGGGCCUCGAAGAGGUGGAGAUCGGGAAAAGAAUAAGCAGCUCCAAAGUUGGAAGAGGAUUUGCCAAGCAGGAGUGAAACACAAACUGAUGUUGAAUACAGUCAUUUCAGGAUUCUGAGAUGUGGGGGCACCUGGGUGGCUCAGUCAGUUAAGCAUCAGACUCUUGAUUUCGGUCAGAUCGUGAUCUCACAGUUUGUGAGUUCAAGCCCCUAGUUGGGCUCUGUGCUUAGUGUGGAACCUGCUUGGGAUUCUCUCUCUCCCUCUCUCUUUGUCCCUCCCCUGCUUGUGGUCUCUCUCUUUCUCAAAAUAAAUAAACAUUAAAAAAAAUAAUAAUUCUGAGAUGUGCAAAGUGGAUUGAUCCAGAGGUAGGCAUAGUAGGAGUCGGGAGGGGCCGAGGGGCAGAGGGCUAAGAAUAAGCAAAGAGUGAGACCCCCUAGUCCCGAUUGUUUAGGGAAGAAAAUUCCUCCUGGGGGUUGGCUGUAGCUAGAGGAAAUGGAGAGGAGACCAGGCACGGAGGUGUGGCAGUGAGAGGUUGGGGAGGCUGGGAAGUUACAGGCAGAAAAUGGGACCAACUGAGAGCAGAUGGUCUUUUGGUAGAGUCUGGUCAUUGAGAGUAGAUGACAAAAACACUGUUUUCUGUGGCAUUUAGUUUUGUACAUAUUUUUGUGUGCCUUUAUUCCCAACUUUAAUAUACUCAAUAUGGCUUAACUUUAUCAUUUAUUUAGUCUCAGGAGAUGACUGGACAGGCAUUAAGAACAUAUAAUGAAAAACCAGUGGAAACAAAUUUAUGCAAAAGUGUUAAAAAAAAAUGAACGUUCUACGUCAUAUGUCAUCAGAGAAGCGCAGAUUAAAACAAAAACUAGAUACCUAUUAGAAUGACCAAAUCUGGAACACUGACAGCAACAAAUACCGACAAGGGUGCGGAGCAACAGGAACUCUCCUACAUCUGCUGUUGGGAAUGCAAAAUGGUACAGCCACGUUGGAAGACAGUUUGGCAGUUUUCUUACAAAAGUAAACAUACCUUUACCACAUGAUCCAGCAUUCACACUCCUUGGUAUUUACGCCAAGGAAUUGAAACUAUGUCCACACAAAAACCUGCACACAGAUGUUUCUAGUAACAUUAUUCAUAGUUGUCGAGACUUGGAAGCAACCAAGAUGUCCAAUAGGUGAAUGGAUAAAUAAACUGGUGCAUCCAAACUGCAUGAGCUGUCCAGCCAUAGAAAGGACAUGGAGAAAGCUUACAUGCACAUUACCAAAUGUAGGAAGCCAAUCUGAAAGGAGCGUGCAGGAAACAUGCUGAGACAAAGUAACGCCUGUAACGAUAAAAGAGGAAGCAAGACUGGGCAGGAUAAUGGUGCUGGCUCGGGCUCUGCAGGCAGAAAGGGCAAAUCCAUAUGGAAAACAUUAUCUCUUGUGAGAAUAAACCACUGGCCCUUUCAGGAUGAAAAGGGCUCCAAUGGAAUCAACUUGCCACCAAGUACCUGAUGGCUUUCUUCAAGGGAUCGUGCCAUAUUGGGGCUCAGCCUUUGUCUGUUGCCAGCAGGAUGGAUGUGCAGAAGUGGCAGUGGCUAGAUUGGCCUUGGCUGCACGUGAAUUAGCAACGCCACCAGUGUGCUACCUGCUCCUGCUAACUCUGCCUGAUCAGCAGGACGCCAUCAGUUUGAUAGAUGCAUGUGACAUUCCACAGGACAGUCAGAAGGUCCAAGUCUCUUCAGAGAGCAGAACCAGUAACAGAGCCCUGAGGCAAAACUCUAAAUGCACCUGGUUUCUGAUAUUCUUUUUUGAUUGAGAUAGAAAAAACAUAUUCACUGGAUCAAUGGCUGGAUACCAUGUUCCAGGGACAGUAGAAUCUGUUCUAGCAAAAGAGAUGCCACAUGGGCCCAGCAGCUGCUGUGGGAGCCACUACUUGACUGAGCUGUCAGUUGUCCGCAGCCAUUUUUUCCAGAAUCCACCCAGACUGGUGAAUUCAAUGGAGAAUUGAUGGGGACCCAGCCCGGUUUCCUGAAAUCCUUCAGGGUGACACUCACCUUCACAGUCUCCUCCAAGUUGCGAUUUUGUUUUUGAUCUGCUGUCUCUGCGAGAGAAGGAGUUCGAGCUGUUUGGAAAAACCUGGGGCCCUGACACUUGGGAAGGGAACAUCUGGGUGGAUACCCAUAAAGAUUUCGACUCUUCUUUUAA
Molecule: messenger RNA, 4366 nt
Organism: Acinonyx jubatus (cheetah)
Lineage: Eukaryota; Metazoa; Chordata; Mammalia; Carnivora; Felidae
Gene: TGDS
Product: TDP-glucose 4,6-dehydratase
Exons: 13
Coding region: 156-1223 (355 amino acids)
Biological process (GO): nucleotide-sugar metabolic process
Molecular function (GO): dTDP-glucose 4,6-dehydratase activity
Source: RefSeq, a predicted model, not a curated record